Molecule: messenger RNA, 2900 nt
Organism: Amphibalanus amphitrite
Lineage: Eukaryota; Metazoa; Arthropoda; Thecostraca; Balanomorpha; Balanidae
Exons: 2
Coding region: 345-1571 (408 amino acids)
Source: RefSeq, a predicted model, not a curated record
AGUCGGUCGGUAGCCGUCGGAGCAGCCGGAGCCCGAGCGCGACCGGCGGUGAGACGUACCGAACACAGUCGGUGAUCGACGACAGGAGAGCGGAGAGGCCGAGCACUGAGUGUGUGGGAGUUGCAGUGGCGGAGAGGGCUGAAGAAGGGACCAGAGACGUACAGGAAGUGGGGAGUCUGUUCGCCUAAGGACGGGUCUGGGAAGCAACUGUCGUAGUCUUCACAGUCCUGCAGUAUAUUGAGGGGAGCCGCAGCACAUCCUCUGGCAGACCCUCGUGCCCAACCGGGACAACACCGACCCACGCCGUGUCGGUGCCGCCGUCAGUCUCUGCACAGAUCGGCGCCAUGUCCGGCGAGGAGGGCAUCACCCAGGCGUGGCUGCAGACGGUGCUGGUCGGAUACCUGCAGAAGGAGCGCGGAGCCGCCGCCGUCAGCGAGGCCGACCCGCCCGACAUCGACGACUACGAGAUCACCGCGCUGGACGAACGAGACAGCGCGCUCAGCGACCUGCUCGCCAUCAAGGUGCGCUUCCACGGCGGCGGCGGAGCCAAGGCCGGCAGCGGCAGCCAGACGGCCCGGCUGGUGGCCAAGCUGCUGCCGCAGGACGCCGUCAGCCGGGCGACCGUCCAGGAGGCCGGCUUCGACCGGCGCGAGAUCGGCGUCUACAGCCGCCUGCUGCCAGACGUAACCGCCUUCCAGCGCCGCUGUCUGGGCUCGGCGCUGCCGCCGCUGGCCCCCGUCUGCUACCAUGCCGAGCACAAGCCGGACUGCGAGAGCAUCCUCGUGCUGGAGGACCUGCGGGCCAGUGGCUUCAGCGUCACCGACUUCUCUGCGUGUCUGACAGAGGAGCGCGCGCGGCUGGCGCUGACGCAGGUGGCGCGUCUUCACGCCACCACGUUCGCGAUGCGGGUGCGUGACGGCGUGGACCUCCUGACCAAGUACGACUUCCUGCUACGGCCGCAAGAGGCAGCCGCGCUCUACGACCACUUCCUGGGCCGCGGCCUGCCGCACCUCAUCGACUUCCUGAAGGGCCUCCAGCGCGCCGACCUCGCCGGCGUCAUCGCGCGGCUCAAGACGUACGUCACAGAGAACACGGCACUCUUCCACAGCCUGGUCACCGCCAAGAGCCACCUCUCGGCCGUGACACACAGCGACUUUUGGUGCAACAACCUGCUCUUCCGCGACGCUCCGUCCGGCGGCGCGGCGGGCGGUGCCGACGCCGGCGCGCAGUGCCGCGUCAUCGACUUUCAGCUGGCGCAGGUGAGCACGCCUACCAACGACGUGGCGCUGCUGCUGCUGUCAUCGCUGUCGGCCGAGGUGCGCCGGGAGCGGACCGGCGCGUUACUGCGCCACUACUGGGACGAACUGACGGCCACGGCGCGACGGUUCGGCGUCUGCCUGGAGACCGAGUACGAGUACUCGCUGGAGCGACUCGAACAGGACUACCGGCGCAGUCGGAAGCUGGCGCUGCUCCUCUGCGCCGGCUCCGUGGACGUGACGCAGAGCUGCCGCCGCCGCGAGGAGCGGCUCGUCGCCCUCCUCACAGACAUGUUCGCUGAGGGAGUUUUCUAGCCACUGCCCGCCCGAAGCGUCUGGUGUCAUGCUGCUGUGGUUACAUGUGUCACAUAAAGCUUUUGAGUAGCCUCGGGACCUCCUUCUCAAGAAUGACGCUCGUGUUCUCCCGCUGACCACACAGCCAGCAGUGGCGAACGUUUCCGUCAAACAUCCAACAGAUUUGUGUACGCCGGUUUUCUUCACGUAUCCGGAAGGCGUGCAAUGCGUCAUGGACGUACCAAAUGCGUGCGCAUACGACCCACCUCGUGGAACGAAACCAUCAGGCUACGGUGCACGGUCGCUUUGACAAGCUUACCGAGAUCAACCAAAGAUGCAGUGCUAGUCUGUGUGGAAGUGGGAGUGUGGGGCUUGCUCGCGCUGACGACAAUAACAGGCAGAUCCAACAGGUUCACCUUGUUGGCCCAUCGAGUCCAUGACAUCGAGCAAAGACAUUCCAGUGAUGCUAGCGGAGUCGUUCGGUUAUUUAUUUUGCUACGCAGCGUAGGCCACAUCAAAGCAGAAGUUUGUCCACAAAGACGAGGAUUGCCUCCUUCCACUGGCGAUAUAAGAGAUCUAUGGACAACCAUAAACUGAAUGGGUCGCUAGUGCUGAGCGAAACACGAGUGAAGUCGUAAUAAAGCGAGCCCGAGUGGCGGGCCUUCCCACCACACUGAGACGCACAGUAUCGCUAUCGGGACGGACCAGUGCUGAUUUGAUGGAGAGCGGGACCGACAGGACGUUUUCACGGUCCAGCGCAUCUGUCGGAACAAGUGACACUGAGAUGUGAUACGGCACUCGAGGUGUCCGCGAUCGACACGGCGUGACCGGGGAAGCGCCGGAGGGGACGGACGCGCUGGAGCAGAACUGACGGCCAUCCACCGAACCUCGUGAGCGCGCGACGCUAGUCGUGAGGGGGCGGAGUGCCGAGCCGUGAACGGUGAGCAAACCCAGCGUGACAAAGCAGUGGGGCAGCGCCUCCACCGCAGUGAGACGAUCACAGCCCGUGUCCGAAACCAGCUCCAGCGGUUUUCUGGCAGAUGGUAGUGUCGUCAGGACAUGGACAAGCCCUGACUGGCCACAUGUGCUGGUCAGAAUCCACGCAGUUUCGCUGGGCCGUGGCAGCGUUGCACUUUAUGUCAGGACAAUACGUGCACCAUAUCUAUGUUGCUAACAGACCGAUAAUCUAUCACCCACAGAGUUUGCCCAUUUUUAUAUCGUCCACCGAUGAGUCAUGAUUCCUCUCUGUGUUCAGUGUUCUCAUUUUAGAUGAUUGUAUUCUCAUUUUGUAUUUAUUUUAUGAAAACGUUUUGCAGGCUUUGUCCAUAAAUAAAACAAACAUCUACAGCG